Rhincodon typus (whale shark) is the source of this 3045-nucleotide messenger RNA. RefSeq names its product protocadherin-17. The transcript is spliced from 4 exons. Lineage: Eukaryota; Metazoa; Chordata; Chondrichthyes; Orectolobiformes; Rhincodontidae. Bases 73 to 966 code for a protein of 297 amino acids. The record is from RefSeq and is a predicted model, not a curated record.
CUGAAUAUAGAAUGCUAAUCCUCUCUCCUUUCCAAAACCAAGACAGACAAUUUUCCCACAGAGCCCAAUUACAUGGGCAGCAGGCAGCAGUUUGUUCAAAGUAGUUCCACGUUCAAAGAUCCAGAGAGGGUUAGUUUGAGGGACAGCGGACAUGGAGACAGUGACCAAGCCGACAGCGAUCAGGAUACUAAUAAAGGUUCCUGCUGUGACAUGUCUGCCAAGGAAGCACUCAAGAUAAAAUCUACAACAACCAAACCCCCAGUCCCUGAACAAGAGAAGGAGGACUGUGUCAACUGUACAGAUGAAUGUCGUGUCUUGGGUCAUUCAGAUAAAUGUUGGAUGCCUCAGUUCCCUGUCUCCAACCAAGCUGAAUGUUCAGAUUAUCGCCGCAAUCUUUUUGUACCGGCAGUGGAGGCCACAGUUGAAUCUGAAACUCCAGAAAGCACGGUUCCUGCUGGGAAAAAAACUUUCUGUACUUUUGGCAAGGACAAACGAGAGCACACCAUUCUUGUUGCAAACGUUAAACCUUAUUUAAAAGCAAAGCGUGCUCUAAGUCCUCUCUUGCAAGAGGUCUCAUCAGCUGCAAGUAGUCCAGACAAGACUUCAAUUGCAGGCAGUAACAGCUCAAGUAAACGACCUAUGGGUGCAUUUGAGGUGAAGCAGAAAAUGGCCGACACAUCAACAGAACCAACCGCCCAAUAUUUACCAACUGAUACCCACUACCCAUCACCUGACAAACAGCGCGAUAGCCACUUCAUAACACCUGAAGCGGUGGCGACGGUCUUUGCAGAUGUACACUCCAGAGCUGGCCGGGAGUUCAAUGAAGUGGACACUGUCUUGGACCAGUAUGAACCCACCAGCCGGGACCCCGCUCGAGAAGGUGUUGACGCCGAGCAAGUGGUUCGAGAAAUUGACAAGCUUUUACAAGAUUGUCGAGGGAGUGACCCUUCAACUGUGAGAAAGUGAACACUAUUAUUUGUGACAGUUGACUACCUUUCUUCUAAAGGAAGAAUCACUCAGAAGUAUCGAGACAGCAUUUUUUUUCAGGUGAUGAAGCACCAAUUGCAGAAUACAAGGAAAGAUGAUGCUGGUUAAUGUCUGUGAGUUAGAAUUCAAAGUGUCCAUUUGUGCACGUUUCUUUUUUUGUGUCUAAGGAAAUAGAAAAUACUUGCAUUUUCACCAGAAUAGUUGUGAAAAUUUGCUAUGUUUCAUUCGCUGAAUUGACAAUCUUAAAAUGUGCCCUCCCUGAGAUAAAGAAAUAGAAAGUGCAGGUGUUGUCAAGUUGACCAGUGAAUACAGCUCUGCAUAUUAAAAACAAAUGUUUAACAGAAAACAAUGCAGGGCAGAACUGAUGACAAGCAGAUAUCAGCUUUCCAGUAAACAUUGCAAAUCUUUAAUUCAGAGUGUACAGUUAUUGUCAGCUGAUGUAGGUGUCCUUAUGAAUUAGGUUUAUCUGCAGUAAUCAUUGCACCAUUGAUUGUCAUCACAUAGAAUAUUUCACUCUGGAUCAUUAUGCAAUGAUGCACAUCUUGAUAUUUUGUAUAAAACCACUUUUAAAAAUUUCUCCAAAAUGUGUUCUACAAACACAACAUUUGCCCCAUGUUCUCAAAACUAAUACAAAAGAACUACAAAAUGGUUAUUCUGGUUAUUCUCUAAGCUGUCCUACCAAAGAGUGACAUUUUAGUGUCCAGUUGUUUAAAUUCCUCCUCUCCAUUUUAGUCAUCAAAAUGUUGUCACCAUAUUAUUGUCCAAUGGUAAAAUAUAUUGUGUCCCAGAUGAAGAAGUACUGUUCCAUAUUUGUAGAUGGACACUAAAAUGACUCGUUAAGGGGAAUACCUAUUAAGUACUAGCAAAGCAAAACAUAUUGAUGUGCAAAUGUAAGAAUCAUCGAGUGUUUACACUGAAUCUAGCUUUUUAAUUGAUUUAUUGCAAUAUCAGUGCAUAUGAGCCAAACUUGUUAGUUGUACUAAGAGCUAUAUUGUGUAUUUUAUUAAAUUAAUAUAUAGUUGUGUUGCAAAAUAUUUGGGCUUAUAUUGUAUUUGGCAAAUGUUGCCUUAGUAGCUGUCGAACUCUAUGAGUUUAAUUUCACAAUUUUCUCCUUUUUCCCUUUGGAACGUGGGAAGCAGUGUACACAAGCAGAUUCUGUUUAACAAGCCAAUAUUGUAUGCUUCAAAGUAAUCCUUCAAGUAUAUCAACCAUUCAAAGUAUGGUGACUGAAUUAGAAUUGUGUAUUUGUCAGAAAUAUCUUGGAAUUGUCUCCAUAUUUUGAAAUGAUUCUAUAUUGUUGAGUUUUGUUUUUGUGUGCGCUGCAGUUUAUGUAGAAUUGACCAAUGUCAGGUUAACUCAGCUUGAUAGCUAAAGAGUAACAACACCUUAGUUUCAUAAUUGCUUGUAUAGAUUUGAAAAUUAAGAAAACCAACUUGAGCUGAAAACUCAAUUGUGAUGCUAUUUAGUCACUUUGCUGCCUCUUCGUUAUUAAGUAACAGUACUGUCCAUUUUCUGUAAAGUGUUUUUCAUUAAGUCCACAUCAACAUAAUAACAACAUAACCUCAACAUUUUAAUUAACAACAAAACAAAAGAAGUAAUGCUGAAUAGCAAUGAGGUAUUUGCACAGCGUCAUUAAGCUGUACUUUCAGGAUAUUUGUUUUCUCAUUUAAGUAGAAGUCACCAAGGUCAACAGCUAGUGCUGAUAGCCAACGUAAUAUACACCCACUCAUUAUUGUCUAAUGACAUUAUUUUGGCAUCAAGCAACAUUAAUCAGAGCAGUAUUCAGGAGGGAUUUUUGCUAUCAAGGUUUGUUGACUUGAAAUGUAAUUGAAUGAGUCCUGAUUGAGGUCCUGACUUUCCCAUCCCCCCUUGGUCCUUCAGCCAAUGCUCAACAUUUAUCAGUCCCUGUCACCCCAUAGGGCUCAGAGCUACACUGGGCAACUGGUGAGAACAGCAUAUGUUUUAUGGAAUAACUCAACUGCUAUUGUUAAAUGGCUGUGUUUUAAUGUGAUCUAUCUGGAAAAUGAGGACAACGAAUUAAAGAAAUUACUAACAUCA